Molecule: messenger RNA, 2877 nt
Organism: Malus domestica (apple)
Lineage: Eukaryota; Viridiplantae; Streptophyta; Magnoliopsida; Rosales; Rosaceae
Source: RefSeq, a predicted model, not a curated record
UUUCACACUCCGCCAAUCCACUUGGCCACCAUAACUACACACAAACACGAAUAAACAAAAAUCUCAAUUAUUAUUUUUAAUAUUGUAGAAAAAAGGAGGAAAAAUCCCGUUUUCAAACCAAUCCUCCAUCUGCCAACCAAGACUUCCAUAUUUUGCAGGAAUUAAUGGAACGUGGAAAAAAACUUCAACCAGCUUAAUCCGCCAUUGACUUCGGAAGAACAAAUCCAUCUCUCUCUCUCUCUCUCUAAAACUACUAGGCAGGCAGAGUGUCAGAUCUGCAGCUGGGUUUCCUUUCAUAGCUCCCUCAGAUAUCUCCCUCUGCAAAAUCAACAGGGAGCUUCUUGCAAUUUUUGGCAGUGGUGUAUACAAAAGUUUUCAAACCAAAUUCGGGAAUGAGAUAAUGAAAUGGAGUAAAAUGCAAGAUUCACUUAGUUAUAAUGGGAACAAUCAGUUAUGUCAAUAUCGGAGGUUGUCUUGAAGAGAACCUUGAACUGCCAAUGAGAUGUCUUUGAGUAAAAGUGCAUCUCAGCAGUUGACGGAUCGUGGGACACAGAAUAGGAGCACUGAUGUCUUCAACAGGCAUGGCUCUGAAACACAGCUUGCUCCAAAGAAUUUAAAAGAUGACAAUGGUGUCCAUAUCAAAGAUCCAGAAGCUAUGGAACUUUAUUCCCGAGCCAGAGCUCAGGAAGAGGAGAUCCAAUUUCUUCGUGGGCAAGUUACUGUUGCUUGUGUGAAGGAAUUGCGCUUGCUGAAUGAGAAGUAUGCAUUGGAGAGGAAAUUUGCUGACUUACGGAUGGCAAUUGAUGAGAAGCAGAACGAAGCCACUACUUCUGCAUUAAAUGAGUUGGCCCGCAGAAAAGGAGAUCUUCAAGAAAAUCUUAAACUAACUCAUGAAUUGAAGGCUGCAGACGAUGAGAAGUAUAUCUUCAUGUCAUCCAUGCUAGGGUUAUUGGGUGAAUAUGGGAUUUGGCCCCAUGUCAUAAAUGCGUCUGCCAUAUCGAACAGUUUAAAGCAUCUACAUGAUCAAUUGCAGUGGAAGAUUAGAACUUCCCAUGAUAAAAUUAGACAAUUAACCUCCGCAGUGGACAAUCAUGGUGAAAGUGAAUCUCAUGGUAAAGAUAGCCAUGGUUCUGCCAUUUUGAAUGGCCAAUUUCCUGAUAGAUCCACAGUACUGAUGGGACGGCAAGGCUUUGAUCGUUAUACUGAUGACCAACAUUUGGAGCCAACUGACACAUUGCCGAAAUAUGUGACUGACAUCGAUGGGAUGAAAAUGCUAGUAAAUAAUGAAAUUCCGCCUGAGUUCACAACCAAUGCAGAGAGGGAUAUGGCUGGAUUUAUUAAUAGAGAUGAUGCAAAUGUGAGAGGCAGGAGUAUGAACAAUGGCACCUCAUUUUCUCCUUACACCACUCAAGAUGAGAUUGCUCCCUCUGUUUCUGAAGUGGGCCCUGGAAUAGAGAAUUUUCAGAUUAUUGGUGAGGCUAUUCCGGGAGGCAAACUUCUUGGCUGUGGAUAUCCAGUACGUGGGACCUCACUUUGUGUGUUUCAGUGGGUUCGUCAUCUUCAGGAUGGAACUAGGGAGGUCAUUGAAGGUGCCACAAAUCCAGAAUAUAUUGUCACUGCUGAUGAUGUUGAUAAGAUAAUUGCUGUUGACUGCAUACCGAUGGAUGAACAAGGCCGUCAGGGGGAGCUAGUGAGGCAUUUUGCUAAUGAUCAGAACAAAAUUAGAUGUGACCCAGACAUGCAAAUGGAGAUUGACACACAUAUUUCUAAAGGACAAGCCAAUUUUAGUGUUCUACUACUGAUGGACUCUUCUGAUGAUUGGGAGCCAGCAACUCUGGUUCUGAGACGGUCAGGCUAUCAAAUCAGGAUCAAUAGUGCAGACGCUGUUUUAUUUGAAGAAAAGUUCUCGAAGGAGUUAUCGAUCAAAGUUCCUUGUGGCUUCUCGACACAAUUUGUGUUGACACGUUCUGAUGGAUCUUCUCAUCCUUGUGCAACAUACAGUAUUCAGUUGCGUGAUACUCUCGUGUUGACCAUGAGAAUACUCCAAAGCAAGGUAAACUAACAUCAAACCAAUACGUUACAAAGCAUCUCUUUGUACUCCAAGCUUAUAAAAGGUCAAUUGAAUUUGUGCCACUUUCUUGCCUACGAUACAAAUGUUUAAUUGAUUCCUCCUAGUGAGCAAUACAAAAGACGGGAUUGUGGUAGUGUUUAUGGAUUGUCGAUGCGACUCCAUCAUUAACCUACACUGUUUAAGUUCAGGGGUUUUGUCACAAAUGAAAAUAUUGCAGCUCUAUUCUGUUGUGUACACUGAAUAAAAUACUUGUGUCAUAGUCAAGAAAGCAGUACGGAUUUAGUUGACCUUUCUUGGAGUACAAAGAGAUGCUUUGCAUCAUACUGUUCUGAUGUUAGUUUACCUAAACCAGAAUAUCUGGAUUACAAUAAAACUCAACAAGUUGAAGCAUGGAGAUACUUUUUCUAUUUUUGAUUGAAGAAGCAUGGAAAUAUUUGAAACAAUCAUUUUCUGAUAAGGAGCGAUUAUAAUGAUGGAUGGAUACAUAAGAGAAUCAAUGCGUAUGUAUUAUGCACACACAAAACAAAUACACAGAACACAUGGUCUGCAGACAAUCAAGAAGUUAUAUUGCUAGACUGCUGAUUAAGAUUCUUGAUUUAGUGGAAUAUCGUCUAAAUGUGUCGUGUGUGUAUUCGAUCAACAAUUGUGAUUGACUAACCCACAAAGUGCCCUUCUGUAUGGUUAAUAUGUAUAUCAGUGGAUCGUUAAUAUGCAUGUAUACGUUUUUAUCUGAACUUCCAUCCAUCGUUGAACAUGUUUCUAUUUGGAAUGCUUAGUUUCCGGUCAUACGUACUCUUAAUCAUUUC